Messenger RNA from Aspergillus wentii DTO 134E9, 3466 nucleotides. RefSeq names its product putative serine/threonine protein kinase (Kin4). The record is from RefSeq and is a predicted model, not a curated record. Gene Ontology annotation, cellular component: cytoplasm. Bases 138 to 3317 code for a protein of 1059 amino acids. The transcript has 2 exons. Gene Ontology annotation, biological process: microtubule cytoskeleton organization; intracellular signal transduction; protein phosphorylation. Gene Ontology annotation, molecular function: ATP binding; tau-protein kinase activity; protein serine/threonine kinase activity. Lineage: Eukaryota; Fungi; Ascomycota; Eurotiomycetes; Eurotiales; Aspergillaceae.
AUUGGUCAAACGAAGUGGUCACUUGUCUACGCGUUGCCUGGAGAGGCUGUCUCGGACCACUACGCAGCAAUUGUUUUUUGCUGCGCCUUCAGUAAACGAAGCCCUCCUCAUACCCGGUCCCAGCAGCUUCUUCGGCUAUGAGCAACACCGGUCAGCAGUCGCUGCCACUAGCCACACAUGCAUCCCUAGUCUCGACCGCAGGGCCUGCGCCGUCCCAGAGCAAUAGUCGCCCUGUCCACCCCGAUUUAUUAGGUGCGCCAUCGAUACCCCCAAGGACGUCUUCCAGCAACCGGAGUCACCAUGGUUCUGGGGAGAGAGGAUCUGGGUCGCGACACUCGAAGAAAAAGGACGAUCGAAAUCACGGCGGAGCCGACCGAAACGCGAGUAGUCGUGAAAGGAAGGAAUCGUCACGGGGUGCAGGUGGAUCGGGACAAGCGGCGUCAUCGUCUGCCGCCAACAUGGAGACCAUUCCUGGCCAAGGGACAUUGGUGAAAGAAUCGAGCACCGUGAUAAACCAGGUCUUGGUGAGCGAUCCUGCGGUGGACAUUGAGCGCGAGCAAGUGCGCCAAACAGGAACACCGGUUUCUGAACCAACCCCUGCUCCUGUUGAGGAUGCUCCGGCACCCGGGUUGACAUUGGUGGGGAGCGAUGGCGUGGACGACGGAGGUCGCGGCGGGCUGCGCAGUCGACACGAUUACAACGGAAACUCCGUGAAGCGCAAGGAAACAACGUUUGGCCAAUAUAUCCUGGGACAAACGCUGGGAGAAGGUGAAUUCGGAAAGGUCAAAUUGGGCUGGAAGAGAGAUGGUACCAUCCAAGUUGCUAUCAAGCUCAUUCGAAGAGAGUCACUGGGAUCGAAUCCCAGCCGGCUGCCCAAGAUCUACCGUGAAAUCUCGAUUCUGCGCGACCUAUCCCACCCCAACAUUGUUCGCCUGCAUGAAAUGGUCGAGACUGAUCGUCACAUCGGAAUUAUCAUGGAAUACGCUUCCGGAGGUGAACUUUUCGACCACAUUUUGAACAACCGCUACCUGAAGGACAACUCUGCUCGACGGUUAUUCGCUCAAUUGGUGUCCGGUGUCGGUUAUCUGCACAAGAAAGGUAUUGUUCACCGUGAUUUGAAGCUUGAGAACCUUUUACUGGAUCGGAAUCGCAACAUCAUUAUCACCGAUUUCGGCUUUGCCAACACUUUCGACCCGGUUGAUAAACUUGAGGAAGAGAUUGAGUAUAACCUGACCAAUAAGGACUAUGUGAGGAGGAUGCGAUUGGACAAGCCCAAUGCCAAGGGAUUGAGGCGGGGCGAUUUGAUGCAGACCAGCUGCGGAAGUCCCUGUUACGCAGCACCAGAACUCGUUGUGAGCGACUCGUUGUAUACAGGACGCAAGGUCGAUGUUUGGAGUUGCGGUGUUAUUCUGUAUGCGAUGCUGGCUGGCUAUCUACCAUUCGACGAUGACCCAGCAAACCCCGACGGUGAUAACAUCAACCUGCUCUAUAAGUACAUUGUCACAACGCCUCUGACCUUCCCUGAAUACGUCACUCCCCAUGCGCGCGAUCUUUUAAGGAGGAUAUUGGUACCAGACCCGCGAAAACGUGCGGACCUUUUCGAGGUCGCCCGUCACAGCUGGCUCAGUGAGUUCUCACACGUUGUGUCUCACAUUACAAGCAGCACGACCAAGAUUUCGGAGAUUUCCAAUUCCACGGUACCACCCGAAACUGUCAAAGAAGCCCCAGCCCUCGCGCGUAGUGCCUCUGUCAGGGAGCCUCCUAAGCCUUACCAAAAUUCGGUUCCUUCGGUUGGAGGACUAAGCCACCAAUCUGGCGAUAUUUCUCAAGACCAACCGAGCGAUCGAUCCAAGACUCCCCGAGAUACCAAACGGAGAACAGUUCAGGUCGAGUAUGUUGCUCCUCAGUCUCAGACCACCCGAGGGGAAACACCGAGUGGUGUGGACUCUACUCCCUCGGACCCAUCCGCAACUGGAGCUGUGCACACCCGAACACGCUCCAACAGUCAGGCUGCCAACCCGCAAGCAGGCUUCUUGCCACAAGAGAUGUCCGUGGGUCUCAGCUCAUACGCCGGUGAUCUCAACUCCAAAGCACCUGUUUCUAGCGGCCCGGCACCGGCACCUUCAACAGGGCACUUGCCUCGCUCAACAUCCGACUCCCUCGCAGGGACCUCAUUGCCUCAAAGUACGCGGCCGGCCACUGGUGGGUCCAUGGCUUCGUUCAAUGCUGGUCGUCUGCCGUCGAGAGGUUCCUAUGGACAGCCCGUGGCACCUACAGUUGCAGCCACCAAUGCCCAGGGCCGGCUUGCGCAGCCAAAGAGCAAACCAUACGUCAUAUCUGCACCGAUUCCUCAAGACCCUGCAGAACAAUCACCUACGAGCAUUGGCCGCCCGAGUGCACAGCAGCUUCCGUCCAAGUUCCAUCCGACUCCCCACCAGGAACCUCCCAAAGGCCACAAGAGAUCCAAUACCGUCUCUGGCAUCAGCGAAAAGUUGUUUGGGCGAUCUGGUUCGAUCUUUGGCGGUCGCGGUUCGCAAAGUGCUCCUCGCCAAAAGUCGGGCAAGCGCUAUCCUCCUACUAGCAUGAGAGAUCCAUUCACAGGAGAAGAAACGAGAGCUUCUAUGGACUCGCGGCGGUCAAUCCAAUAUGGCAACCGCAAAAACAGCGAGGCUGGAGAGGGCAGGUCCCGUCGAUUCUCACUUCUACCGGCAUCGUUCUCGUUGAAGGGCUUUUCGACCAGCAGGUCGCAAACUCCGGAUGAGGAUUCGCAAGCAAGUCGCUCCACAGACAACCGUGUCCAGAACCGCCCAUCGACGGGAGCCAUCCGGCCUCGUGCCCGCGCCACGAGCUACUCGACACAAGAAGCGAUGGGAAUGGUGUCAGAGGGUCCGGCAGAUGAGGUGAUAGUGCAAGAUGAGCCUGUCAACUACCAGGCUCGUAUCGACCAGCAGUUUGAGGCCUUGCACGGAACUCAAUCGAGCAAUUAUCCCCAGAAUACGACAUACAGCAGCGCUUCGGCCGAGCAGGUGUAUCAAAGUGACCAAGAUCACUACACCCGUCCUCAUUACCAAAAUCACUCGGCGCCCAAUUACUACGACGAAAACGACGGUGGCUACGACAAUGUGCCUCGGCAGUCGAUGCAAGCCGGUCGAUCCAGGAGAGGACCUGGAGUGCUACAGAAAAACAACCGCAAAUUCGCCGACGCAUACGAGUAUGAGCGGGAUUUGGCACAUCACCCUGGCAGCUCUGGGGCGGCAAGAAAAGUCAUGGACUUCUUCCGCCGCCGGGCCAAGUCCAGGGCCGGUGAUGAGCGGUAGAUCCAGACCGAAUCCCGGUCGGAUUAAUUAUUUUAUUUCAUCUUGGUAGUUUGUACCAACGAAAGGGAGCCAGAGUCGGAUGAUUCUGGUUUGAUCCUUUUCAGCAUCACCUUUUUACUUCUUCGGGAAUUGAAAACAUGGAAAUGUUG